Messenger RNA from Racocetra persica, 351 nucleotides. The record is from the annotation of a GenBank genome assembly. Lineage: Eukaryota; Fungi; Glomeromycota; Glomeromycetes; Diversisporales; Gigasporaceae.
UAUAAAUACUUAAAGUAUGAUAAUUUUGAAGAUAAACAUAACAGACGUACUGAUAUCUUAAUAUAUGAGCUCUAUGUAAUAAUAGAUGGAGAUAUACAGUAUCAACAAUGUCUUGCAAAUAUUCGAGCAAGACGAAUGAUGCUAGCAGAAAGAGAAGUUCGCCAAAGAAAAAUUAAAGCACAAGUAUUAGCAAAUACAGUCUUAGAAGUUAAUAUUGAUGAAUGCUACUGGACACAGCAACAAGAAAAACAGCAACAAUCUACUAUUGAAGAACUUCGUUAUUAUAUUCAAAAAAUAAUACAAAAUCUCAAAGAUCUGGAUAUUAAUCGAUUACAAAUUGUUCAUAACUAG